This is a messenger RNA of Vespa mandarinia (Asian giant hornet), 3148 nucleotides long. RefSeq names its product potassium voltage-gated channel subfamily A regulatory beta subunit hyperkinetic (gene Hk). NCBI's taxonomy places the organism in Eukaryota, Metazoa, Arthropoda, Insecta, Hymenoptera, Vespidae. Gene Ontology annotation, biological process: potassium ion transport; regulation of potassium ion transmembrane transport. Gene Ontology annotation, cellular component: voltage-gated potassium channel complex; cytoplasm. Gene Ontology annotation, molecular function: potassium channel regulator activity; transmembrane transporter binding; voltage-gated potassium channel activity. The record is from RefSeq and is a predicted model, not a curated record.
AAUACAUAUAUCAUAAUAUAUAACGAAAAGGAAACAAAAGUUCUCUAAAAGAAGGAUGACGCUCGGAAUUGCGUGGUUAACGCGCUUAGCGACGUCCCAACCCUCUUGUGCGUUCACGUAGGAUUGAAUUUUUCUUUCGUCGGUAAACGGGGGGGGAGGGGUGGGUGGGUUGGUUGGUUGAUGGUUGGUUGGUUGGUUGGUUAGUUCGGACGUUUGGUAUUAAUAAUUUCGAAGCUGGAGCUGGUAUCAGUGCCGGUAUUGAAGAGAGGAGGUGGAGGUGGUGCACCAGGAGCUGGUUUCCUGGAUUGGUCGAGCUGGCGAAGGAGACAAGGAGAGCUAAGGAAGAAGCCUCGAUAAAAAGUAGAAAAGUGAACAACAAAAGAAGAAGAGAAAGAGGAAAAGGAAAAAGAAGAAGAAGAAGAAGAAGAAAAGAAAUAGGAGAAGGAAACGUUAGUGGUUGUGACGAUUCGUUAUUAGCUCGACUUUUCUAACGGGCCAUUAUUAAUCGGCUCGAGUUUAAUAGACAUCGCGGAUUUAGACACAUAUCCAAACGCUCAUAUCGAUCAUUCUCUCAUUGUUAACAAAAAUUAAAAAAAAAGAAAGAGUAUAUAUAUAUAUAUAUAUGUAUUAUAUGAUAUAUAAUAUAUAUUUAAUAUGCCGUGCAUUUGAAUCAGAAUCUAUUAUGAUUUUCGAGGAAUAUCAAAAGGAAGAGCAAGGAACAAUGCUGAUGAUGAUGACGAUGAUACGUAUAUAAUAUAAUAUACGUGUGUCGUGUGUAUAUGUAUGAAUAUCAUAUCCCCCAAGCUAGGAACGUAACACAUUCGUCGACGAACGUGUUUUUUGAUUUUAAUCAUUUUUAAAAUAAAAUAUGAGGUGCCUAAGUAAAGAAGUUAUUUAAUAUAAAGUAAUAAGAGAAAAUUAAUAGGAGGAAGAAGAGAGAGAGAGAGAGAGAGAGAGAGAGAGAGAAAGAGAGAAAAAAAGAGAGAAGAAAAGAUUGAGAGGAGAAACUAGUGCCUAAAAAAAAAAAACAAAGCGUACGUAAAGUAACGCUAAAAGUUUAUUAAGGUACGCGUGGUUAAACGUCACGAAAUCCUCGCGAUUAAAAUAAAAUUAAGUAAUUAAGCCAAUUCCUCCAUCGAGAGAGAAUUUCAUCGGUUCGCGACGGUCGGAAAAGGUAAAUCAAGAAAGAUAGAUAAAGAGAGAAAAAGAGAGACAGAGAGAGAAAGAAAAAGAGAGAGAGAGAGAGAGAGAGGGAAAGGGAAAAAGGGAGAUCGAAUCUUCGUGGGUGGCCUUCCUCCGAUCACGAACAAAGAGCAUAAAAGUCGUAAGUAAUGUCACGACUAAUGCUCUGCAAUCUCGCGAAUACGUCGACCGGGGGAAAUGAUACGAAUAACAACGCGAAUACGAACAGCAGCAUGGAGGACGACGAUUCUUAUCCACUGCCAACGAUUUAUCGGUGUCGCGCACCCAUAGCCAGCUUGGAUUGCAUGGAAGAGUUCAACGGCGGUGGCGGUGGUGCAGAGACAGGCGUGCACUGCAGCAACACAGCAGGAACGAAAGAGCAGCUACUGACUAGCUGCAUUGCUGCACAAGCGCAACGUUUACAGCAUCCUUCGCCAGGUAUUCGGUAUCGCAACUUGGGGAAAAGUGGUCUACGUGUUUCCAAUGUUGGCUUAGGUACUUGGACAACCUUUGGUGUAGGGGGAUGCGGCAACGAGGAAACCGCCGAAGCUGUCGUUGCUCUCGCAUACGACAGCGGCAUCAAUGUGUUCGACUUGAGCGAAGCCCACAGCGGCCAUCGUGCGGAAAUACAAUUCGGUCGGAUUUUAUUGCGCCGUGCUUGGAAUCGUUCGAGCUACGUCGUUACGACGAAAAUAUAUUGGAACACGAAGACAGAGGGACGAGGAUUGUCGCGUAAGCAUAUUAUCGAAUCUGUGCAAGCGUCCUUGGUCAGACUGCAGCUGUCCUACAUCGAUAUCGUCAUGAUUCACAAAGUCGAUCCAAUGUGCCCAAUGGAAGAGAUAGUACGCGCCAUGAAUUACGUGAUAAGCAAAGGUUGGGUAAUGUACUGGGGUACGUCACGAUGGUCUCCUGUUGAGAUCAUGGAGGCCUAUACGAAUUGUCGACAGUUCAAUUGCGUUACACCGAUCGUCGAACAAGCCGAGUAUCAUCUUUUCUACAGAGAGAAACCUGAACUAUAUAUGCCGGAGUUGUACAAUAAAAUCGGUGUCGGUUUAAUGGCAUGGUCCACGGUCACCAUCGGAAUGGUUUCAUCCAAGCCGGAAGAUUGCGGAGUGUCCUUCCUUUCGAGAUCCUCUUACAAGAAUAAGUAUUCUUCCUUCAGUUGGACGGAAGAUGAAACGCAGUCUUUGUAUAAGGAGGAAUAUGCUUGGAAGGACAAAUCGGCGGACGAGGAAACACGAAAAUAUUCGGAUAAAUUACGGGAUGUAUGUGCUCUUGCCGAAAGGCUCGGAUGUUCCUUUGGACAGUUGGCCAUUGCAUGGUCCCUCAAGAAUGAAAGUGUUCAGUGCCUUCUCCUCGGUGCGUCAAAUAUAGAUCAGCUGUACGAGAGCCUUCAGAGUUUACAGUUAAUCCCAAAGCUAAACGCGACCGUAAUGAGUGAGAUAGAAAGGAUACUCGAUAACAAACCGUCCCGGCCACCGAUGGUGUCGACUCUGGCACUUAGAUGACAAUCGAUUUGCCCCCCCGGCAGUGGUGGGGGCUCUUUAGACGAGGGAGGAAGCCCGAAGAGCGAGGGUGGUAACAGCCAAGACCAGGAACAAACAAAGGAGGUGAACAACAAGUUGUCCUUCUGCGAGAUACAAUGAACACAUACGGAUGAGUGAGAGACAUACACACACACACACACACACAUGACAUGUACACCCAUACGCACGCACGUACGACGCAUCGACUUGUACACAUUAACAAAUAAUAAUAAUAGUAAUAAUAAUAAUAAUAAUAAUAAUAAUAAUAAUAAUAAUAAUAAUAAUAAUAAUAAUAAUAAUAAUAAUAAUAAUAAUAAUAUUAAUAAUAAUAACAAUAAUAAUAAUAAUAAUAUCCUUGCGUUUCGACGAGAUUACACCGGAUAUGAGAAUAAAUAGAAGAAAAAGAAUUUCAGAGAGGAAAAUGAUGAAGAGAAAGAAAG